AUGGGCGGCAUCGCCUCCAGCCUCCCCGCCCGUCAUUCGCGACAAAACUCGUCCCUCUCCGUCGGCUCCCUCAACCCCGCGCAUCGCGUCUCGCGCCGGAAAAGCAUGUCCACGACCGCCGCCACAAACGUAGCCGCCGUAGCUGCAGCCGUCGGUGGAGAUGCUCCCACUCGCCGAACCUCGUCCAAAUCAACCCUCACCCCCAGAGGUCCGCCCGGCUUAUACACAUCCAUGGGCGGUAGCUUGCCAAACAGCGGCUCUCCCUUUGGUCCUUCGAGCUACAACGCCAAGAACGGCGCCGCCGUGGCCGAUGGCCCGCCCCUGGCUUCCAUCCCCGACGCAGAAAAGGGAAAUGGCAAGUCCAGAGCGAGGCGCGCCAGCGAAGGUUCGGGCGCAAAGGGCAAGCGAGCGAGCGGUAGCGAACUUCGCUGUGAAAAAUGUGGAAAAGGGUACAAGCACAGCAGCUGUCUCACAAAGCACCUAUGGGAACACACGCCGGAAUGGGCCAUUACCUCGAAACUGCUCAUCUCAAAGCACCAGCAGGUGCAAUUGCUCGAGGCCGCGUCGGUGCUGGUCAACAUGAACCAAGAAGCCACCCAGGCCGAAAGCGAUCACUCCUCAUCCCCUGCCGCCUCGGGAUCUUCCGACUACCGCGACGACGGCAUGAGUUCGGCGGAAACGACGCCUCCCCCGGAUGCGCCCGUCGGCUCUUAUCAGGGCCCCGCCGUCCGAUACUCCAACAAACGCUUCAGCAGCAACAGCAGCGCCUACUCCCAAUCCUACCAAUCGAAUCCUUCAGUCUUCUCUCCCAACUCUUACGGCUACUAUCGUCAGCAAAGCAUCGAUCAUCUCCGUCCACCUACCUCGGGCACGUCGACGACCUUUGACGAGGAGGACCAGGCCGAUCUCGCUGCCGCGGUGGGUCUGCUGAGUUGCAGCUACGGCACGCCCCAGAGCAAGCCCAUCAUGCUGCCACCAGACGUCCCGCCCGUACCUCCACUCCCCGCUCGCUUCCUCAGUCAAAACAGUCUCGACUCCCGAACCGGCACCGUCGCCACUCCACCCGGCCAGCAGCAGUACGCCACGUCUCUGCGCUCGUACGCCAGCCGGCAUCAAUCUGCAGAUGAUGACGUGGACAUGGAGGACGAUGAGGAUGAUUUUGAGCGGCACCAGCGCGCUCGUGGGAGAAGCGACGAAGACGAGGAAGGCAUGUUUGGCCGGAUGGAGGAGUAG
This is a messenger RNA of Aplosporella prunicola CBS 121167, 1233 nucleotides long. RefSeq lists its product as uncharacterized. The record is from RefSeq and is a predicted model, not a curated record. The coding region runs from base 1 to 1233 and encodes 410 amino acids. The transcript is spliced from 2 exons. Lineage: Eukaryota; Fungi; Ascomycota; Dothideomycetes; Botryosphaeriales; Aplosporellaceae.